AUGAGCAAUACGUUCACAAUUCUUGUCAUAUUUUUUGCUUUGGCUUCAUGUAUGUUAUCAUCUUAUCUUGAUAUUCCUCCACCACCUGAACGACCACUACGCUUUAAAACCAAAGAACAAAUUGAACAAUAUCUUAAAGCUGUAAAAGAUUAUUAUGAUGCAUUUAAAAUUAAACUUGUUCGUCGACAAAAUACUUUUAAUGAUUUUUAUUCCAAUUUGGACAAAUCAAUAAACGAUGAAGAAUUGAACGAUCAACUUUAUUUAUUGGAAAAAUUAUCUAAUACAUACAAACAAAAUCAACCACCAAGAAAUUCGUUUACAGGACGACAGAAAAAAAGUGUUUUUCAAUAUUAA
Molecule: messenger RNA, 354 nt
Organism: Rotaria sp. Silwood2
Lineage: Eukaryota; Metazoa; Rotifera; Eurotatoria; Philodinida; Philodinidae
Source: the annotation of a GenBank genome assembly